GGGUGGGGUGCAGAAGGCUAUAUAGUCCUGCAGUGGAUGCAGUAAAUUGAAUCACACUGUGGAAGGUGCUUUUCGCAGGUGAACUACAGUGUGUGGAUCCAGUGGACAUAGGAUUUUCUGUGACUUUUUUGCUCACAGUCAUGGGUCAGCUCCUCUCUCGUACACCUAAGAAUGACGACAAUGGAAGUUUGGAGUCCAGCUUCACUGAAUAUUUUCAGAAUUAUAAGCCAGAAAACAAAAUCAUUUCUGAGGAAACAAUCCAUUUAAUUGAGUUACACCUAAAAAAAGGAAAUAUUCAGGGAGCAAAUUCUGUAAUCAAUGAUGCAUUAAAGAAUAUUGAUAAUGCCCCAAUAAAUGUUGCUGUGACAGGAGAGUCUGGAGCAGGGAAGUCCAGCCUCAUCAAUGCCCUAAGAGGAGUUAAAGAUGAUGGGGAAGGUGCAGCUGAAACUGGGGUAACAGAGACAACCAUGGACAUAAAGUCAUACAAACACCCCAAAAUUAAAAAUUUGACAUUAUGGGACCUGCCUGGCAUUGGAACUCUGAAGUUUCCACCAAAAAGUUAUCUGGAAAAAGUAGAGUUCAAGAAGUAUGACUUUUUCAUUGUUGCUUCUUCACAACGACUUACAAUACAUGAAGUAGAACUUGCCAAAGCAAUCAGACUUAUGAACAAGAAUUACUACUUUGUGAGAACCAAGGUGGACUUUGAUCUAGACAAUGAAAAGAAGGCAAAACCACGUACCUUUAACAGAGAAAACACCAUGGAGAACAUUCGAAAAUCCUAUCUGAAAGUCUUUAUAGACAAUCAAAUUGGUGAACCUCAGGUGUUCUUGAUAUCUAACCAUGAUUUAUCUGACUAUGAAUUUCCAAUCCUGAUGGACACCCUGGUAAAGGAUCUUCCUGCUCAAAAGCGACACAAUUUUAUGCUUUCCCUGCCUAAUGUUACUGAGGCAGCCAUUGAAAGAAAGUACAACUCUGCUAAGCAGUGUGUCUGGUUGGAAGCCUUGAAGGAUGGAGUUUGCUCUACUGUUCCUGUAGUGGGCAUCCUUAUGGACAGUGAUGUGGAAAAGCUGAAGGCAAGUUUAAACCACUAUAGAGAUCUCUUCGGAGUGGAUGAUCAAUCCCUGGAGUUCAUGGCUAAGGAAGCCCAAGUGCCUGUUGAACAACUGAAGAAAAAACUUAAAUCUCCUUAUUUGUUGGAAACUAACAAAGAGGAAACAUUAGGAGGAAAGCUUUUGAAGUAUUUGGAGAAAUUUGCCUCAGCUAAUGGUGGGCUCCUGGCAACAGGGCUUUACUUUAGGAAAAGCUAUUACUUGCAUUUUUAUUUCCUUGACACAGUGACUGAAGAUGCAAAAAUUCUCCUUGGAGAGGCAUCUUCAAAAAACUAGCUCAAACUUGGCUCACCCACAGCUACUGACAACUACAAAACCAAAGAGGUAAUAUUAGGAACUCAUUAGAUAAAUACCUCCUCUUUUCUUUACAUGAGCCAAUUAACUGCCACCCUGGCAAAACCUGAGGAUUAGGGUCAGGGUUAUCAAUAUGUCAGAACCUGACAAUACAACUCUACAUUCAUGCUUGAAUUCACACACACACACACACACACACACACACACACACACACUGAGCUCUGUGUCACUUCUCUACUCCCUUAGAGUAGAGUUCUCUUUUGCAACUUCAACCUCUCGAAAUUGUAUACAAUUAUUCCUUCCUUUAUGUACAUCUUGCCUUUAUGUGUUUAUUGUGUUUCAGAAGAUACACACACACACCUGCACACAGAAACACACAAACACACACAUGCACACACACACCUGAGCAUUCUCAUCCUCAAUAAGCCUGUGUUAGAGAGUGAUUAGCAUGGCCUAUAGAGUCUAUCAACAGGAAGACUUUAAGACCAAAGUCAAAAGAAACCAGAACCACUGAUCAUAAGUUUGCUAUUAACCAAUGAGUUCCUACAAUCAUCAGCAUCCUUCUAGAGACAAUAAAGAACACCUAUAAUUCAUUGACAGGAACAGUGCGACAUCCUGAGUUCCCCAUCUCUGUCAUUACUUAUCUGGGCUGUGAUCAUGAAGAAUUUCUUUAAUCAAUAUAUGACACCAUAUAAUAACACUUAAUAAAUUGUUGAUUACAAA
Meriones unguiculatus (Mongolian gerbil) is the source of this 2126-nucleotide messenger RNA. Its product is annotated as interferon-inducible GTPase 1-like. The record is from RefSeq and is a predicted model, not a curated record. Gene Ontology annotation, molecular function: GTPase activity; GTP binding. Lineage: Eukaryota; Metazoa; Chordata; Mammalia; Rodentia; Muridae. The transcript has 2 exons. The coding region runs from base 141 to 1385 and encodes 414 amino acids. Gene Ontology annotation, biological process: defense response; cellular response to interferon-beta. Gene Ontology annotation, cellular component: endoplasmic reticulum membrane.